AGUCGGUGUAUCCCUCCGCCUGCGGUAGAUGUGCUGAGGCUGGAGUAGCCACCAUUUUACAUGUCUAGUGUGUUCCUCCCUCCAUUGCUAAUAGAGACGAUUCCAGUCAUUUUCUGGCAUCAUUACGGCUAAGAAUGCCAGCUCCGAUCAGACUGCGGGAGCUGAUCCGGACCAUCCGGACAGCACGGACCCAGGCAGAGGAGCGUGAGAUGAUCCAGAAAGAGUGUGCUGCUAUCCGCUCGUCCUUCAGAGAGGAAGACAAUACGUACCGUUGCAGAAAUGUGGCAAAGCUACUUUAUAUGCACAUGCUGGGCUACCCGGCACACUUUGGGCAGCUGGAGUGCCUGAAGCUGAUUGCGUCCCAGAAGUUCACCGACAAACGGAUAGGUUAUUUGGGAGCUAUGCUGCUGCUGGACGAGAGGCAGGACGUCCACCUACUAAUGACAAAUUGCAUUAAGAAUGACUUGAAUCACAGCACACAAUACGUCCAGGGCCUGGCCUUGUGCACUCUGGGCUGCAUGGGCUCCUCAGAAAUGUGUCGCGACUUGGCUGGCGAGGUAGAGAAGCUGCUCAAAACAUCCAACUCCUACUUGAGGAAAAAGGCAGCGUUGUGUGCGGUUCAUGUCAUCAGGAAGGUCCCAGAACUUAUGGAAAUGUUCCUUCCAGCCACAAAAAACCUGCUGAGCGAGAAAAACCAUGGUGUUCUCCAUACAUCAGUUGUCCUCCUCACUGAGAUGUGUGAAAGAAGUCCUGACAUGCUGGCCCACUUCAGAAAGUUGGUUCCACAGUUGGUGAGAAUCCUGAAGAACCUCAUCAUGUCUGGAUACUCUCCCGAGCAUGAUGUGUCAGGCAUAAGUGACCCUUUCCUGCAGGUGCGGAUAUUGAGACUACUGCGAAUUUUAGGCAAGAGCGACGACGACUCCAGUGAAGCAAUGAAUGACAUUCUUGCACAGGUUGCAACGAACACAGAGACGAGUAAAAAUGUAGGCAAUGCAAUUCUCUACGAGACUGUGCUGACUAUAAUGGACAUCAAGUCUGAAAGUGGACUGAGGGUCUUGGCCAUUAACAUCCUCGGUCGCUUCCUUCUUAACAAUGACAAAAAUAUAAGAUACGUGGCAUUGACAUCUCUACUAAAGACGGUACAGACGGACCACAAUGCAGUGCAGCGGCAUCGGAGCACCAUCGUGGAUUGUUUAAAAGACCUGGAUGUGUCCAUCAAGAGACGUGCGAUGGAGCUGAGCUUCGCCCUGGUGAACGGCAACAACAUCAGAGGCAUGAUGAAGGAGCUGCUCUACUUCCUGGACUCCUGCGACCCGGAAUUUAAAGCAGACUGUGCAUCAGGAGUCUUUCUAGCUGCAGAAAAGUACGCCCCGUCGAAAAGAUGGCACAUAGACACCAUCAUGAGAGUCCUGACAACAGCGGGGAGCUACGUGAGAGACGACUCCGUCCCCAACCUCAUCCAGCUCAUCACCAACAGUGUGGAGAUGCACGCCUACACAGUACAGAGACUCUACAAAGCUCUGCUGGACGACAUCUCACAGCAACCGUUAGUGCAGGUGGCGUCCUGGUGCAUAGGAGAGUACGGGGACCUGCUGGUGUCUGGACAGUGUGAGGAGGAGGAGCCUAUUCAGGUGACUGAGGAUGAAGUUCUGGACGUGCUGGAAGGCCUCCUGGUGUCCAACCUGUCCACUCCCGUAACCCGGGGUUACUCCCUCACCGCCAUCAUGAAGCUGUCCACUCGCUUCAGCAGCGUGAACCGAAUCAAGAAGGUGGUUUCUAUAUAUGGCAGCAGCAUCGACGUGGAGCUGCAGCAGAGAGCCGUGGAGUACAACGCACUCUUCAAGAAAUACGACCACAUGAGACCGGCUCUACUAGAGCGGAUGCCCAUCAUGGAGAAAACUGCUUCUAACGGCCCCACAGAGAUCGUUCAGACAAACGGGGAGACGGAGCCGUCUGUGGAGCCCAAACAUCCUCCACCCGUCACCCAGCCCACCAACCAGGCGAAUGAUUUAUUAGACCUGCUGGGUGGAAACGAUGUGGUGCCAGUAAUCCAGACCACGAUGCCCACCAAGCCUGCCUCAGCUGGAGGAGAGCUGCUGGACCUGCUGGGGGACCUCUCGCUAAGUGGAGGCCCAGCUCCUGCUCCUCCUGCUCCCUCUGUGCCCUCCUCCCAACCCUCCUUCCUCCUGGAUGGUCUCUCCUCACAGCCCCUCUUUAAUGACAUUGCAGCUGCAGCUAUUCCUCCCAUGACGGCGUACAACAAGAAUGGUCUGAAAAUAGACUUCACAUUUGAGAGAGCUAAUCCCAACCCAAACAUCGCCGUCAUCACCAUCCAUGCUUCCAACUCGACAGAGGCAGAUAUGACAGACUUUGUUUUUCAGGCUGCAGUACCAAAGACAUUCCAGCUGCAGCUCCUCUCCCCUAGCAGUAACGUUGUCCCAGCACUCAACCAGGGAACGGUCACGCAGGUCAUCAGAGUCCUCAAUCCACAGAAGCAACAGCUACGAAUGCGGAUCAAGCUGACGUACACCCUCAAAGGCUCGCCUGUCCAAGACCUGGCUGAGGUUAAUAACUUCCCCCCUCAGUCCUGGCAGUGAUGAGCUGCUGCUGUUCUCUUAAACGCCCCCCCGCCCCGCCCCGCCCCGCCCCGCCCCCCACCAAGGGAACUAUGAAAACGAUUUUCCUUUCACCUCCCUCCUUUCUUCCAACGGAUCCCCCUGUGACGUCACUGCGGUCGCUGCCCUCGAGUUGCAUGGGAAGCAGCAGAGCAUCUAACACCACAGGAGAACAUACAGAUGUUACCAAGACCCUACUGACUUACUGACAUCACCAGAAUAAUUGGGAAAAAAACAUAUCAAUCAAUGAACUUUCUCUUUUCUUUUCUUAAUUGGUUUCCAUGUCUUUUGUGUAGUCGUACUAUUUAACACAUGCACCGUUCAUUACCACCCACAAAAGCACAUUUUCACCUCAUUAAACUGGCACACGAGAGUAGAAAGUGUACGGGCGGAAAUAUGUGCCACCAGAAACUUAAUUUGAACUGCUUAACUUGAAUAAUUGCAUUUAAAAAAAUGAAUUUGAAUCACAUGAUUUGAAUCUGUGUUGUUCAAUUUGAAUCACUGCAUUGAAAAACUGAACCUGAAUUGUAAUUUGAAUUUGAAUUUAUUAGUUAUGAAAUGAACAUUCAGUUCCCACAAUUCAAAUUCAGUUUGCAAAAUUCAAUUUUCUGCAACGAACAACUAGGCAGAAGCAAUCGAGCACAGAAAAUGGAGGUGCCGAUUGGCCGAAGAGGCGCUCUGAGUAUCUUUUACAACUUUUACUGCUAUAUUUGAGUUACUUCACUCACAUGAUAACAUUUAUUCCUACCAGUUGAAGCUCAAAAUCAGAAAAUUUACUGCAUUUCGUAAAGCGAUUAAAUUAAUAUUGAGGCAGAGCAAUCGAGCCGAAGAGGCGCUCUGUGUAUCUGUGCUCGAUUGCUCUUUCCUCAACUACCCGGAUGUUCGUUGCAGGAAAAUUUAAAUUGAAUUUUGCAAACUGAAUUUAAAUUGUGAGAACUGAAUGUUCAGUUCCAAACUAAUAAAUUAAAUUUCAAGAUUAUAAUUCAGAUUCAGUUUUUCAAUGCAAUGAUUCAAAUUGAACGAUACAAAUUCAAAUUACGUGAUUAAAAUUCAGUUUUUUUCAAGUUAAGCAAUUCAAAUUCAAAUAUAAAUAAUUCAAACUCAGUUUCUGGUGGCACAUAUUUCAGCCCAUAAACGUGUCGUCCACUCUGAGCACUGCAGUAAAAACAGAGUUUGAUUUUAAUUUAUAAUUAAACUAAAAAUGCCGUUCAAACACUUUGCUCCAUUGAUUAUUUUUGAUGAUUUCUAAUCGGCUUUGCAUUCAGAUUUUUUAUACGAACCUUCAGUCCUAUGAAACGGCUUUGAAAAGGUCUAUUCAGUGCAGUUAUAACCCCUUUUUU
Molecule: messenger RNA, 3955 nt
Organism: Centropristis striata (black sea bass)
Lineage: Eukaryota; Metazoa; Chordata; Actinopteri; Perciformes; Serranidae
Gene: ap1g1
Product: adaptor related protein complex 1 subunit gamma 1
Exons: 23
Coding region: 135-2597 (820 amino acids)
Biological process (GO): receptor-mediated endocytosis; Golgi to vacuole transport; intracellular protein transport
Cellular component (GO): Golgi apparatus; membrane coat; AP-1 adaptor complex
Molecular function (GO): clathrin-cargo adaptor activity
Source: RefSeq, a predicted model, not a curated record